Molecule: messenger RNA, 474 nt
Organism: Strigops habroptila (Kakapo)
Lineage: Eukaryota; Metazoa; Chordata; Aves; Psittaciformes; Psittacidae
Gene: PHLDA3
Product: pleckstrin homology like domain family A member 3
Exons: 2
Coding region: 1-474 (157 amino acids)
Biological process (GO): intrinsic apoptotic signaling pathway in response to DNA damage by p53 class mediator; negative regulation of phosphatidylinositol 3-kinase/protein kinase B signal transduction; positive regulation of apoptotic process
Cellular component (GO): plasma membrane
Molecular function (GO): phosphatidylinositol phosphate binding
Source: RefSeq, a predicted model, not a curated record
AUGACCCCCGAGAAGGUGCUGAGGGAGGGGGUGCUGGAGAAGCGCAGCGGGGGGCUGCUGCAGCUCUGGAAGAAGAAGCGUUGCUUGCUGACGGAGAAGGGGCUGCAGCUCUUCGAGCCCAAGGGCUCGCGGCGCAAGGAGCUGAGCUUCGCCCGCAUGAAGGCGGUGGAGUGCGUGGAGUGGAAGGAGCGGCACAUCUACUUCACCGUGGUGAUGGACGACAGCCACGAGAUCGACUUCCGCUGCGCGCAGGAGGACCCGGGCUGGAACGCCGCAAUCACCAUGGGCCUCGUCCGCUUCAAGAACCAGCAGGCGAUCCAGGUCGUCCGCGCCCGGCACAGCUGCCGAGCAGUGGUGCAGUUCGACACAGCCCCGGUGGGACAGCCCAUGGACAUGCAGCAUCCCAAGAGCAGGAUGGAGAUGGCCCUCGGCUCGGCAGGCGGUGGGGACAAUGGGAUCCGUACGGGCAAGUGA